GCACACACACACGUACCAAAUCCACCUGACACCGAGCGACCUGCCGACCCGGCGCCGUCAUCAUGACCCAGUUCCCCGAAAUGCGGGGCGGAUUCACGGUGCCGGUACCCGUGAUGACGGCGGACAUGUGCGCGAGGCGGAGGGCGAAGGGGGUCCUGAGCCCGAACCACCGCAGAACCGGAACCACCGGUACCAGUUCAUACACAUUUAACUUUCAUUAUUAUGAUGCUUGGAAUGAGAGCAGAGACACCGGACCGGAACCAGACCGGAACCGUUAAAACACCACAACACAGAGCAAUUGAUUGAUCAGUGAGGGGCUCGUUCUCCGGUUCUCCAGCAGGUUUGGUUCCACCUGCUGCAGCAUCAACAUUCCGUUUAUCCAGGAAGGUACUGGUUCCGCUGUCCAGGAUCCCGGUGAGGACGUCCUGAGGAGUCUCAUGUCCAAACAGGUUCUGAGUCUCUGCGGCAGAACUCGAAAGUAAAAAGUUCCGUUUUUUAACAAUCAGAGCUUCAGAACUGGGAGAACUGAACUCAGCUCCAAAUUUCACAGUCAAACCGACCGCCCGCGGAUCGAAGCUGAAGAAGAAGGAGCGGAGCGAAAACAUCCAACAGUUCCACUUCAAACCCUUCUGAGACGGUUUCCUACCAUGGAAGUACCCGGACCGGACAGCGACUGGAGGAGCCCGCAGUUCCGACAGAAAGUCGUGGCUCAGAUUGAAGAGGCGAUGAGAAAAGCUGGAACUGCAAACACAACACACAAGUCUAGCAAUGACAUGGAGAACCACGUUUAUGUGAAGGCAAAAACCAGAGAGGAAUAUUUAUCUCUGGUGGCGAGACUCAUCAUACACUUCAGGGACAUCCAUAAGAAGGCUCUCGGGGGUCCAGAUCCCAUGAAUGCCCUGACUAACCUGACAGGGGUUGGAGGGGGCCCGGGCGCCAUCGGCAUGGGGCCUCGCCCCGCCGGCGCUCCAGUGGGUGGCAUGGGGGCCAUGGGGCCGAUGCAGAUAGGCCAGCAUGCCAUGGCAGGGGUAUCUGGAAACCCACAAGCCAUAGGAGGUCCAGGCCAGAUGCCCAUGCAGCAGAUGGUGCAGCAGACGCAGGUGCAGCAGAACACAUUGCAGUUCCAGCAGUUCCAGCAGACGCAGGUGCAGCAGCAGCAGAACGCCAUGCAGCAGCAGCAGCAGCAGAACGCCAUGCAGCAGCAGUUCCAGAUACAGCAGCAGCUGCGGGCGCAGCAACAGAUGCAGCAGCAGCACCAGAACCAACAGCUGCAGCAGCAGCACCAGAACCAGCAGCAGGCAGCCCAGAACCAGCAGCAGCACAACCAGAUGCAUCCGACGAGGAUUCAGCAGCAGCAGAUGGUGCAGCUGCAGCUGCAGGCCCAAGCUCAGGCUCAAGCUCAGGCUCAGGCCCAAGCACAAGCACAAGCCCAGGCCCAGGCUCAGGCUCAGGCUCAGGCUCAGGCCCAGGCUCAAGCUCAAGCCCAGGCCCAAGCCCAAGCCCAAGCCCAGGCCCAAGCCCAGGCCCAGGCCCAAGCCCAAGCCCAGGCCCAGUCCAUCCAGCACAUGGUACAGCAGCCGGUCCAGACUCAGCCUCAGCAGGGUCAGAUGCCUCCACACUCCCAGCAGCAGCAGCAACAGCAGCAGCAGCCUGGCAUGGUGCCUCAGUCUCUGGCCGGACAGAUGACGUCCACUCAGCACGUCCCCAUCACCUCUCUGAGUCAGCAGCAGCAGCUCAAGAUGCAGGCCUUCCAGGCCCGUGCAGUGUUGCAGCAGCAGCAGCAGCAGCAGGCGCAGCAACAAGCCCAGCAGGCCGCAGCUCAGGCGCAGCUCAACGCUGCCGCUGCAGCUGCCGCCGCCGGGGCACCUGGACAGCUGGUUCGUCCUGGGAUGCAGAUUCCUCCCCGGCUGCCUCGAGCUCCUCUCAACCCCAACAUUCCUCCUCCAAACGCCACCGGUGUGGUCGGAGGACAGACGAUGAAUCAGCAGGUGCAGCAACAUUCCAUGACGUCAUCGCCCUCCCCGAUGCAGGUCCAGACGCCGCAGGCGAUGCCGCCUCCUCCCCAGCCGUCACCACAGCCGCCCACGUCUCAGCCCAACUCGGCCAGCUCCGGUCCCACGCCGUCUCCGGGAGGCUUCCAGCCCAGCCCGUCCCCUCAGCCCUCGCCCAGCCCGGCCACGUCCAGAACCCCCAGAAACGGAGUGCCCUCCCCAGGACCCCUCAACACUCCAGGUAACCCCAGCUCGGUGAUGAGUCCGGCCGGAGCCACGUCUCUGGAGGACCAGCAGUACAUGGAGAAGCUGAAGCAGCUGUCAAAGUACAUCGAGCCGCUGCGACGGAUGAUCAACAAAAUAGACAAAAACGAAGACAGGAAAAAGGACCUGAGUAAGAUGAAGAGUUUGCUGAACAUCCUGACUGAUCCGAACACCAGAUGUCCUCUGAAGACGCUGCAGAAAUGUGAAAUUGCUCUGGAGAAGCUGAAGAACGACAUGGCCGUGCCGACGCCCCCGCCCCCUCCAGUCCUCACCAAGCAGCAGUACCUGUGUCAGCCGCUGCUGGACGCCGUCAUGGCCAACAUCCGAUCCCCGGUCUUCAACCACUCGCUGUACCGGACCUUCGCCCCGGCCAUGAGCGCCAUCCACGGACCCCCGAUCAUGGGUCCGAACGUCUCCGGCAGAAAGAGAAAACACGAAGAGGACGAGCGUCAGACCAUCUCCAACAUCCUGCAGGGGGAGGUGGCUCGCCUCGACGUCAAGUUCCUGGUCAACCUGGACCCUUCGUACUGCAGCAACAACGGCACUGUGCACCUCGUCUGCAAGCUGGAUGAUAAGAACCUCCCCAGUGUUCCUCCUCUGCAGCUCAGUGUUCCUGCUGAUUAUCCCGAUCAGAGUCCAUACUGGGCCGACGAUGGAGAACAGUACGGUGCGAACUCCUUCCUGCAGUCGGUCCACAGAAACAUGACGUCCAAACUGCUGCAGCUACCGGACAAACACUCAGUGACGGAGCUGCUCAACACCUGGGCUCAGAGCGUCCGGCAGGCCUGUCUGUCAGCCGCCUGAGGCCCCGCCCACAGGAGGCCCCGCCCCCUGCAGCUUCAGUAACUCCACCACUGCUACAAAUAGACUGUAAAACUGUCUGUUCUCUGCACUGUGGAGCUCCUUAUCCACUGUAGUCCUGACGCAUUCUGGGUAGAUCCAGCUCAACCAACAGCUUAGCUCUAUGUGAAGCUCCUCCUUCAGUUUGUAAAUAACAAUAAUGAGAAGUACAGUUUGUCCCCACUCAUACUCUGCUCCCUGAACGCAUCAUGACUUGGUUCUUUGUGUUGGACGGGGGGUUCCAGUUUGGUUCUGGAGAACUCGUCUGUCUGAUCUGUAAAUGUUUCUCUGCUUUCAUAAAUAAAAUGUGUUCAGUUCAA
Messenger RNA from Acanthochromis polyacanthus (spiny chromis), 3415 nucleotides. Its product is annotated as mediator of RNA polymerase II transcription subunit 15. The record is from RefSeq and is a predicted model, not a curated record. Gene Ontology annotation, biological process: regulation of DNA-templated transcription. NCBI's taxonomy places the organism in Eukaryota, Metazoa, Chordata, Actinopteri, Pomacentridae. Gene Ontology annotation, molecular function: transcription coregulator activity.